AUGAAGCAGACGAUCCCAGCCGAGAUGAAGACUGGUGACUGUCUACUGAUCGGAGGGAAUGUCAUCCAUGCAAUGGGCGAGAACAAAACGGAGAUGGAAAGGAAAUGUAUACAGCUGGCCGUCAUCCCCAGUUUCCUGACUCCGGCGGAAGCACAUCCUUUCAUCAUCAAGCUGGAAACGGUGAACAAGUUAUCGAAGCGCACGCAGCGAUUUGUGGGUUUUAGAUCGCAGUACCCUCGGGGCUCGCCAGGCUUGUGGACAAAGGAUUAUAUCGAAUUGGCAUUGCAUCUGGGUUUGGACGAUCUUGCGGGUGCUACGGAGGAUUUGCAGGAUGUUCUCAACCAGCCCAAACAAUGGGAUACAAUUGAUUAUGACAAGGUUUGA
Messenger RNA from Aspergillus pseudoviridinutans, 384 nucleotides. Its product is annotated as monooxygenase sphC. The record is from RefSeq and is a predicted model, not a curated record. The transcript has a single exon. Bases 1 to 384 code for a protein of 127 amino acids. NCBI's taxonomy places the organism in Eukaryota, Fungi, Ascomycota, Eurotiomycetes, Eurotiales, Aspergillaceae.